AUUUUGUAUGAACAUCGUAACGGCUCCUGAUGCUGGACACGAAAUUUUUGGAUUUUUGGACAAGCACUGCAUUGAAGAAAUUGACGUGCAGUGCAUUCAAAAAUUGAAGUUCAUUAAUACAUUAGUUAGUGCUCGUUUUGUGCUGAUUUACAGAAAGCACCAUGGCUCCGAACAGUUCCUCGCGAACGAGCGGCGAAGUGCAAAAGAAGAAAUAUGAGUUUAAGGUCAAGGUUUACCAACCCAGAGACUCGGUUAUAACGGAAAUAACGCAACAGAAGAACUUGCUCGCCGUCUAUCGCAUAUUUCUUAUGGUUUUCCUGGCGCUAUGCAUCAACUUUUUGUUUCGUAACUGUUUCUAUGGAGAAGGACUUACCUCGAGUUUCGCUUUGGUCUUUCAGAGCUUCAAGAACAUUCAUAUGGCGCUGGCGGGGUGGUUCGUUGCAUUUUUAAGCACCGUGUGGUUGUACUACGGAUUUAAGUGUUGGGCAAUCGGAAGAACUCGAAUUAUUCCAAACUCGUUCGUAUCACAAGUCUGGAAUACGCUAUGGCUUACGUCCUACGCGUUUCACUUCCUUGCAGUGUUAAAUAUACCAGUUGUGUUCACCUACAGGUACAACCUUGGUUUCGCAAGCUCAGUCGCUGUAGGAAUGGAAGCUAUGAGAUUAUUAAUGAAGUCGUACUCGGUUGUCAGAAGUAACGUACCACGACUGACUACGAGUAACCUCAUGAAGGAAUUUCCGAAAUUUUCGCAUUACAUGUACUUCUUGUUUUCGCCAGCGAUGGUCUAUAGGGAUUCAUAUCCAAGGAGCAAACAUCCGAUAAGAUGGCGAUUUGUGGGUGGUCUUAUGGCGGAGUUAGUGGCCAUAAUUCUACUCUACUCAAUUAUAUUCGAACGCGGCUACAUACACGACUUGAAAAAUUUUGGACUGACCACGUAUCGUUGGACAGAUAUUGUCACGAUAAUUCUAGAAAAUUGUUUAUACUCAAUUUUUGCUUUCGUUAUGACUUUCUACCUGGUACUGCACGUUUCGCAGAACAUUUGCGCGGAAAUCUUACAGUUUUCCGAUAAACUGUUUUAUGAGGAUUGGUGGACGUCCUCCUCGUACUCCAGAUAUUACAGGACGUGGAACGUGGUGGUUCAUGAUUGGUUGUACAACUACGUGUACAAGGACACCUAUGAAAUUCUCUGCCCCGGAAACAAGUUUAUAGCGAAGCAGUUAGUGUUUUUACUAUCGGCGCUGUUUCAUGAGUACAUCUCGACGAUCGCGCUGGGAUUUUACCUCCCAAUAUUUAUGAUAUUCUUUUUUGGGUUCGGCAACUACUUGUCGUAUCAUAAAUUCUCCAGCUCGUUCGUUGGAAACCUAUUUUUACUGUACUCUCUGACGUUAGGCAGUAGCAUAAUGUUUACGACAGCCAUAAUGGAACAUUACUGUAGAACAAAUUCCGUUCAGGAGGAGAUGACCAUUUCGAAUUUUUUUACCCCGAAGUUAUUCACCUGCAUUAGUUACUAAUAAAUGAUUUUGCUUUA
Messenger RNA from Photinus pyralis (common eastern firefly), 1528 nucleotides. Its product is annotated as sterol O-acyltransferase 2-like. Gene Ontology annotation, biological process: cholesterol metabolic process. Gene Ontology annotation, cellular component: endoplasmic reticulum membrane. Lineage: Eukaryota; Metazoa; Arthropoda; Insecta; Coleoptera; Lampyridae. The record is from RefSeq and is a predicted model, not a curated record. The transcript is spliced from 8 exons. Bases 162 to 1511 code for a protein of 449 amino acids.